Messenger RNA from Gracilinanus agilis (Agile Gracile Mouse Opossum), 1702 nucleotides. It is a transcript of the gene CNOT3, whose product is annotated as CCR4-NOT transcription complex subunit 3. Lineage: Eukaryota; Metazoa; Chordata; Mammalia; Didelphimorphia; Didelphidae. Gene Ontology annotation, biological process: regulation of stem cell population maintenance; nuclear-transcribed mRNA poly(A) tail shortening; regulation of DNA-templated transcription. Gene Ontology annotation, cellular component: CCR4-NOT core complex; P-body. The coding region runs from base 1 to 1506 and encodes 501 amino acids. The transcript has 10 exons. The record is from RefSeq and is a predicted model, not a curated record.
AUGGCUCUGAGUCCCCGGCCUCCCUGGGGGAAGCCUGGGGCCCAGGACCCUGGGGACCCAGGCCGUCAUUUCUCUCAGCAACCCCGACAUUCAGGGAUUCUAACCUACCCGUUCUACGGAGGGGGCCACAGCGCCCCACGGAAGUCCCUCCCAUGCGCGAGGAGGAGCCGGGCAGUGGUGAAGCCACCUUUCCGCGAGGUUUUCUCGGGAUACCCCACACCGUCUCCGGCCAAGAACGGCUCUAAGCCCGUCCACGGCAACCACCACCCGCAGUCCCCUGCCGUGCCGUCCAGCUACCCGGCCGGUCCUGCCCCCGCACCCCCGGCCCUGGGCAAUGGGCCGGGCAGCAACGGGGCCCCUGCUGCACCUCCCAAGGCCAACCCCACCCCGGGCCACAACGCGGGCACCCCCACCCCCUACGCCCAGGCCGUGGCCCCUCCCGCCCCCAGCACCGGCCCAGCCCAGCCCAGGCCCCCCAGCGUCCAGCCCGGCGGGAGCGGCGGCAAGCAAAACGGGGCCACCAGCUACAGCUCCGUGGUGGCCGACAACGCGUCUGAGCUGAGCCUGAGCGGUGGUGGGAGCGGCGGCGGCGGCGGAGGCCAAGCACUGGGGCCCCCCCAGGGGCCCCACAACCCCCCACCCACCACCACGAAGGAGGCGGCCGGGGCGGCCCCGGCCGGGGCAGGGGGUGUGGGUGGGGGCUCAGGGAGCGGCGCUGGAAGCUCCAGCCUCCUGGUGCCGCUGCCCGUGAACCCCCCCAGCUCCCCGACACCCAGCUUCAGUGAGCCCAAGGCAGCUGGGGCCCUGCUCAACGGCCCCCCCCAGUUCAGCACAGCUCCGGAAAUCAAGGCUCCUGAGCCGCUGAGUUCCUUGAAGUCCAUGGCGGAGCGGGCGGCCAUCAGCUCCGGCAUCGAGGACCCCGUGCCUGCCCUGCACCUGGCCGAGCGCGACAUGCUCCUGGGCAGCAGCUCGGCCCCGCCGGCCUCGGCCCAGCCCCCCCUGCAGCUGUCUGAAGUCAACAUCCCCCUGUCGCUGGGCGUCUGCCCCCUGGGGCCCGUGGCCCUCACCAAGGAGCAGCUCUACCAGCAGGCCAUGGAGGAGGCCGCCUGGCACCACAUGCCCCACCCUUCUGACUCGGAGCGCAUCCGGCAGUACCUGCCUCGGAACCCGUGCCCGACCCCGCUGUACCACCAUCAGAUGCCGCCUCCCCACUCGGACACGGUGGAGUUCUACCAGCGCCUCUCCACGGAGACGCUCUUCUUCAUCUUCUACUAUCUGGAGGGCACGAAGGCUCAGUACCUGGCUGCCAAGGCCCUCAAGAAGCAGUCGUGGCGAUUUCACACCAAAUACAUGAUGUGGUUUCAGCGGCACGAGGAGCCCAAGACCAUCACGGAUGAGUUUGAGCAGGGCACCUACAUCUACUUUGACUAUGAGAAGUGGGGCCAACGGAAGAAGGAGGGGUUCACCUUCGAGUACCGCUACCUGGAGGACCGGGACCUGCAGUGACCCCUGCCCACCACCCCUCUCCCCCUCCCCUGGCCCACACGACGGCCCUGCCCUCCCUGCCUGCCCCCAUCCCUUGGGGCAAGGGCGGCUCUCAGGGCCAGGGACUCUUCCCCCCCUCCCCAGCUGGGGAAGGACUUGUUUUUCGUAAACCUAUUUUCAUUUUUGAAGAUAUUUAUGAAUAAAUAGUUUUAUAUGA